Molecule: messenger RNA, 615 nt
Organism: Trichomycterus rosablanca
Lineage: Eukaryota; Metazoa; Chordata; Actinopteri; Siluriformes; Trichomycteridae
Gene: mrpl14
Product: mitochondrial ribosomal protein L14
Exons: 3
Coding region: 83-511 (142 amino acids)
Biological process (GO): translation
Cellular component (GO): ribosome; mitochondrion
Molecular function (GO): structural constituent of ribosome
Source: RefSeq, a predicted model, not a curated record
AACUUCCUAUUGGGUUACGGGCUUUUGAGAGGAAGGGUAAAUGGAGACUUGUGUUUGACCGGCGCUGUACUUUAAGAUCAUUAUGGCUUUGCCAUUAAUAAUGCUUUCAAAGAUGGCAUUAGUAGCACACUGCAGGUCUUUCAGUGUGUCAGCAGCAGUGGCAGCUCUUCAGAAAUUAACGAGAGUAAGGGUGGUUGACAACAGCAGUCUUGGAAACACUCCCUAUCACCGUCCUCCUAAAGUUAUUCAUGUAUACACUAAAAAUAGAGUGGGAAAAGUGGGUGACACUGUCUUACUGGCUAUUAAAGGACAGAAAAAGAAAGCACUGAUUGUGGGACACAAGAUGCCUGGAGCACGAAUGACACCUCGCUUUGAUUCAAACAAUGUUGUUUUGAUUGAAGAAAAUGGAAAUCCCACAGGGACAAGGAUUAAAGCUCCCAUUCCUACACAUCUGCGCAAACUGGAGGGGGAUUAUUCUAAAUUACUAGCAAUUGCACAGCGCUUUGUUUAGGCUGUGUAUUCUUGUGUAAUUGAAAGGACUCUAGCCCUGGAUAACAAUUUAUGCUACUGUAGUGGCUUAAAGUAUUUGUAAUUAAACAAAGAAAAACACUUUGA